AUGUCUAAUGCACUUCGACCGUAUCUCGCUGCGGUCCGAUCCACCCUGACUGCUGCGAUGACAUUGGAGAAUUUCGCAUCGCAGGUUGUAGAAAGGCACAACAAGCCGGAAGUUGAGGCGCAGACAUCCCGCGAAGUUCUAUUGACGCCCCUUGUCAUAUCGCGUAAUGAGAAUGAGAGAGUGCUCAUCGAACCAUCAGUCAACUCAAUACGACUGAGUAUAAGGAUCAAGCAAGCAGAUGAAAUUGAAAAGAUCCUUUGCCACAAGUUCACCCGGUUCAUGACUAUGCGAGCCGAAAGUUUCAUCAUUUUACGAAGAAAGCCGGUGACUGGCUACGAUAUAUCGUUCCUCAUUACUAAUUUUCACUCCGAGACGAUGCUGAAGCACAAGCUUGUGGAUUUCAUUAUCCAAUUUAUGGAGGAGGUGGACAAGGAAAUUAGCGAAAUGAAGCUUAGUCUAAAUUCUCGUGCUCGCAUAGUUGCAGAAUCAUAUCUUAUUCAGGUCUGGGCCUCCAUUUUAUUUGACUGAACCCCUACACUGACCGAAUCCCGACUAGUUCGGCUGAAGCGCCAAUUUCUUGUAAGCUUACCGUCAAAUCUAAUACCUAUAUUGGA
Messenger RNA from Cantharellus anzutake, 614 nucleotides. RefSeq lists its product as uncharacterized. Bases 1 to 528 code for a protein of 175 amino acids. Gene Ontology annotation, biological process: Arp2/3 complex-mediated actin nucleation; actin filament polymerization. Gene Ontology annotation, molecular function: actin filament binding. The transcript is spliced from 6 exons. Lineage: Eukaryota; Fungi; Basidiomycota; Agaricomycetes; Cantharellales; Hydnaceae. Gene Ontology annotation, cellular component: Arp2/3 protein complex; actin cytoskeleton. The record is from RefSeq and is a predicted model, not a curated record.